AUGACAAAGAACCAAACAGUUCCCUCUCCAUCAUUCCAAGCUGUGGAAAUGGAAGCUUUUGAUUGGGGGUAUGACAUUCAUAGAGAUGCUUCGAAGGGAAAUAUUAGUGGUUUUGAAGUGAAGAAUGGUGUAAUUGGAAGUGGGUAUGGUUCAUCUUUCUCUCUGGUUUUGGACAGGGAGAGAGGGGUGCUUGUGGAGGCACCUGUAAAAUUGGAAAGGAAGGGUGUGUCCACUGAGAGAAGCAUCGAAGCUUUGAAGAGCCAUAGUGAAGCUGAGAGGAGGAGGAGAGCAAGGAUUAAUGCACAUCUUGACACACUUCGUAGUGUGAUUCCAGGUGCUAAGAAGAUGGACAAAGCAUCAUUACUUGGUGAAGCUAUUAAACAUUUGAAAGAGCUGAAAAAGAAAGCAACACAAGCUAGUGAAGGUCUAAUGAUACCAGAGGACAAUGAUGAAAUAAGUGUUGAAGAACAAGAGGGAGGAUUAAAUGGUUUUCCUUAUUCAAUUAGGGUAUCAUUAAGUUGUGAAUAUAAACCAGGUUUGUUGUCUGAUAUAAGACAAGCACUAGAUGCUCUUGAUCUUAUGAUAAUGAGGGCAGAUAUUGCAACCUUGGAAGGCAGAAUGAAGAAUGUCUUUGUGAUAAUUAGCUGCAAAGAACAAAACUUUAAAGAUGCCACGUACCGUCAGUUUCUUGCCGGUUCUGUUCACCAAGCUCUUAGAUCCGUGCUCAAUAGAUUUUCUGUUUCACAUGACAUCCUAGGAACCAGAAAAAGAAGAAGGGUUUCGAUAUUCGGUUCUUCAUCUUUAGAAGACUUCUUGUAA
Abrus precatorius (Indian licorice) is the source of this 819-nucleotide messenger RNA. Its product is annotated as transcription factor bHLH30-like. Gene Ontology annotation, biological process: regulation of DNA-templated transcription. The coding region runs from base 1 to 819 and encodes 272 amino acids. The transcript is spliced from 3 exons. The record is from RefSeq and is a predicted model, not a curated record. Lineage: Eukaryota; Viridiplantae; Streptophyta; Magnoliopsida; Fabales; Fabaceae. Gene Ontology annotation, molecular function: DNA-binding transcription factor activity; protein dimerization activity.